Molecule: messenger RNA, 1427 nt
Organism: Solenopsis invicta (red fire ant)
Lineage: Eukaryota; Metazoa; Arthropoda; Insecta; Hymenoptera; Formicidae
Exons: 2
Coding region: 874-1263 (129 amino acids)
Source: RefSeq, a predicted model, not a curated record
UUCGGUGUAAACUAGGCCAGAGUAUAUGCGAGUAACAUACACAAAUGGAUCUACAGACGUGUUUUGUGCAGUUUUUUUUAUAUCAGAUUACUCACAAAAAAGUUUCAUUCAUACACAAUGUUAGUCCCACAGACUCCAACAAAACUUUGCUGGCAUGCCGUUUGAAUUCUAGUUGACCAAAAAAAUUGAUCAACCAUAUCAAUCGAAAGAGAUUUCAAUUUUUUUUUACCUCUUGGUCCGAACCUCUUAUCUCAUUCCGUCUUUACACAGCAAACGUUCGAAGCUUUAUAUGGAGUCUUUCAGACUCGCUUGUGUGUUUAAGGAUUAAUAGAAUAGAAAAAUUAAUCCAUCGUUUUAAAAAAUAUAUUGAAAGAGUGACAUUAAGGAAGAUAUAAAGAGUUGUUUUAUUUCAUUUACUUUUUUUUACAUCAAAUUAUUUUUUUAGUUUAUGUCAAUUUUUACCAAGUAAGAUUAUUAUUGUUAAACGUAAGACUUUAAGUACUUGCCGAAAAUGAGAAGAUUGCUUCCAGAACUGUCGCGGAAAAAGAAAAGAAAAAAAAAUACUCUUUCGAUCGAUAAGCUCUAUUCGAAGAGAACAUACAUUACUAACAUAUGCUAAGCGGCGCGCCUGUCAAUAGGGUUUCGCUUUCCCCUAAGUUGUAUUUAUUGUCAAAAGAAUAAAUACUAUUAUCAUCCGUACGUGUCCGUGCGGUAAGCUACGCCAUGCGUUGCGGAAACGCGUGUGAUAACUAUUGGAAAAUUAUAGGCAUAUAGCAUGCACGUUUGUAUUAUGCAAAUGUAUGCAUCACCUGUCCAGGAUCUUAAACUGUCCCUCGUACCAAGGGGACCAAGGAAAGUUUUAAGUAAAAUGAAAUGAGUUACUUAGAUAAAGUCAGAGACAAAAGAUUAUUUGCGACUAAAAGUAUGGACGCCAACUGGAAUCAUUACUAUGGUGUUGUUAAGAAAAUAACAUCAUUGUCGGGUCAGUGGCCCUAUCAGAAACCAAUAACGAGAUUGUUGUGUGUGCUCUUAGUGACUUUGAGUACAAUUUCUAUGAUUAUUCCACAGGUAGCGAAAUUUUUUAAAUGUGACGGAAACUUGCAAUGUAUCUUUGAAACCAUGACAUCUUACAUGUUGACAAGUGUAACGUUGGUGAAACUAUACACGUGUUAUUUCAACCGAUGUAAAGUACGUAAAAUUAUUCAUUUGUGUGGCAUUUGUAUUUAUAAUCUCUACUGUCUGUUUCAGUUAAACUUGAGCUGAAAAGAACAGAUCUCGUAUCUUAAAUCUCAACGUUAUGUUUACGUGCGUGCGUGCGUACGCGCGUGCGUGCGUGCGUGCGUGUGCGUGCGUGUGCAUGCGUGUGCGUGCCUGUGCGUGCGUGUGCGUGUGCGAGUGCGUGUGCGGGCGCGUGUGCGGGCGCGUGC